AUGUCUCUGGUAAUGGAGGACUAUUCAGAGUUUACACCUAGAAUGGAGGAGCUCGUGGACUCUCUGAUAAAAUGCUUACUUCAGUGGCAAGGAGUACCUUUGGUAUCUUAACCAACUUAUAUUAUAUUCUAAUUCUCGUUCUUUUGAAGUGCCUGAGUGUAGCUCUUAAACAAACCUUUAUUACGAAUAAUUGCCUUAACAAGGCUGAAGAGGAUAGAAGAAUAACGGUUGAGUAUUUAAUAAGUGAGGUGAUUUUGGAGCUUAAAUAAUUAAGCAGAUAACAAUGUUCUUUUAAAUCAUUAUCUUACAAAAUAUUUGUAAAAUAAGGUGGAAGAGGUUAAAAAUUAAAUAGGCUGUAAGGAAACAUGUUUAAGUGGUUAAGAAGUAAGGUGAUUUUGGAGCUUAAAUAAUUCAGCAAAUAACAACGCUCUUUGACAUCAUUAUUUUAGAACGGUUUUUUAGAUUACCUUUUAUUUGCGUAACGAAUUGUUAAUUUCUGAACCGAUCUUGUUAGGAUGUGGAAACUUUUUGUUCAUCUGAUAUAGGUAUAGGCAAUAACAUGAUUUCGAGUGUAAUUUGGAGUAAAUUUUUAAAAAAUAAGAAAAGUAAGUAAUGCAUUACCUUUGAUGAAGUGAUUUUUACCUUGCUUUUCCAUAUACUCUUUCAGAGUUUUACAUCUGAUGACAUAAGAAUAAUCUUGGUAUCACUCGGAUCCUCUCCUGCUUUGAGAGACCUGUGUUUAUCAAAACUGGCAUGGGCUGUGCAGAACGUUGGUUCCUCUCUUAAAGUGGUUGCUAAGGGUGGGUGUUUUUGUCAGUUAAACACAACAUGAACGAUGAUAUUUUUUAAUGUAAUUGUGUAAUAGCGCUGUGAUGCAUCCAAUGUCCGAAGAGAAAUAAUAAUAUUCCAUGACUUCAGAUCGUCCAGCCGAGUUAAUUUCUUUUGAGGAAUAUUAACAGAGACUGAAUGAUAGCAAAGAUUGCAAGAAGACAAAAUUGUGUUGUCAUGGAUCAUGUGUCCAUUCUGUAAUUGCUUAGAUUAAAAUUAACUAUUUUCUAAUUAUAAUUCCAGGAGAUUGUGAGUUACAUGGCAAAGUUAUGACCUACCAGAAUGUUUUUCAUGUGCUUCUUGCUCUUGAGGAGAUACUGAGGGGAACUUUUGUGAAGCAGGAGACUUAUUCUGAGACAGGUGUUACUUAAUUCUCGGUGAUGAUCAAACUGGAAAUAUUUAUUUUUUCCGUAAUGGUAAACUUGCUUAUUUUUGUAUUUUAUUUUUUUUCUCUCCACAGUUUCCUCUAUCUAUCACAAUCUUAAUAGUUCACUUAGGCAUGUCUCGAAGGCCUUCCCAGUCUUUGCCCACUUCGUCUGGAGAUUGCUAUUGUUGUUGUCAAGACAUCUCUCUUUUUCAGAGCAAGAGGAACAAAAGUUGCUUUGA
Pocillopora meandrina is the source of this 1434-nucleotide messenger RNA. NCBI's taxonomy places the organism in Eukaryota, Metazoa, Cnidaria, Anthozoa, Scleractinia, Pocilloporidae. The record is from the annotation of a GenBank genome assembly.